Molecule: messenger RNA, 3012 nt
Organism: Effrenium voratum
Lineage: Eukaryota; Dinophyceae; Suessiales; Symbiodiniaceae
Source: the annotation of a GenBank genome assembly
AUGAGGAUUUUCAUUACUCUUUCGCUGGCAGCCCUGCUCAGGGCAGAGCGCGAGAAGCAAAUGUCAACGGAGGACGAUGAGACAGCUUACAAGCGUUUCCGUGAAACGCACAACCGCAGCACCAUGGGUGAUAUGCUGAGCUACGAGCAGCGCCUGUCCAACUUCCGUCGAUUCCGCGCCGCGGUGGAGCGGCACAACUCCCGGGCAGAUGUGAGCUGGACGGCGGUCAUCAACAAGUUUGCAGACUAUACGGAGCAAGAGUAUCGAGCCCUGCUGGGUCAGAAGCGAACCUGGCGCGGAGAAGCUAAAGUAGGAAGCUCGUUCCUGCAAACUGGACCCAAUCGGCUGGCGGCGCGGACGGUCGAUUGGGGCCAGUCGCUGGGUUCGGUGGCGAAGGUGAAGGAGCAAGGUGCCUGCGGAUCCUGUUGGGCAGUAGCAGCCAUUGGAGCCCUUGAGAUGCAUGCGGAGCUCAGCCUGAAAAAGGAGAUCGGAGCCUUGUCCUCAAAUCAGGUGAAAGAUUGCUCAAAGAAUCCCAGGCACUGUGGUGGGACCGGUGGAUGCGAGGGUUCUACCUCUGAGCUCGCAUACGCUUUUAUGCAGGAGAACGGCAUUGCCUUGGACGCCACUUACGUUGGAGACAAAGACCGCGACCAGCACUGCAGAGAGGUCCAACCAUACCUAAGAGUUGGAGGCUUUCAGCCACUGCCUGUCAACAAGCUGAUGCCCCUUAUGGACGCAGUGUCAACAAAGGGCCCAGUUGUUGUCUCCAUUGAUGCUGGGGGCUGGAACUACUACGGCGGUGGCAUUUACGACAGUUGCGAGAGGGAUGCUGUUGUGAAUCACGCCGUGGUGCUGAUCGGUUAUGGCCAUGACAGCGAGCAGAACAAGGACUAUUGGCUCAUUCGCAACUCCUGGGGGGAGUCCUGGGGAGAGAAGGGCUUUAUCCGACUGCUUCGCCACAACGUGGACACGGGCGAUGCUGGAUACUGUGGCAUAGACCGCAAGCCCAAGGUGACUAGCCUGGCAAGCGACUUCAUGAUGGAGACCGUCCUUGCGCAAAUCAAGCUCAGCAUCUCCGGGCAGUGUGACCUUCAUAACGUGGCUACUGUGGAGAAACAGGCCUUGGCGACCGGAAACACCUCAACACCUCCCAUCGCAGAGGUGGUUUUCGAUGCCUUGGCCGAGUUUGCCGUUGAAGAGCUGAAGGCUAUGCCUGGGUAUGAUGAGCUGUCCUCGGCUGCGAAGGUGGAGGCGGGCAUUGAAGGCGGGCGCAGAAUGGGCGGAGCCAUUUGGAGCCAGGUGCAGAUCACUUGCUCCCUCACUGAGCCGCCUGAAUGCCGGGAGAUGAUUUUCGCGAAGACGGCGGCGGUUACCACGUCCACUAGUCUGCCAACGAAUGCAAGCAGCAGCAAUGAAACGACCUCCACCAGCACCAGCGGCUUCAUAUCAAACACUACCUCUUUUCCCCUUAUUAUUGAUGACUUCAACGCAAGCACCGACGCGCCGCUGGAGUCAAACAACUCGAAUGCGUCAGCCAACGUGACGUCUACGACCCCGAGCUUCGCAAAUUUGACCUCAACCACUGGCAACAUUCUGCCAGAAAGCUCACAGACCUCCACAGCUGAAAUGUUGAACGAGACAAGCAUGAGAACCACCUUCACCUUCACAACGACAUUCACCCCCACGACAUCAGUGACCGAGUCUGUCAGUUCCAGCUUCAGUGGCACCUCGUUGGCGACUCUUGUCGUCAUUGAGGGCAAGCUGUCCUUCCCAGCCGAGGGUGUGAACCAGUCUAGCGCCGAAAUGGCCGUGGUUUCAAUGCUGUCAGCCUUCCUAGGCCUCAGCUCCGAUCGGAUCACUGCCAGCGCGAUGAUUUUUAGUUCGCCGGGGAGACGCUUGAGCGGUUUUUGGAGGACGGCUUUUCAAGUUCGUGUUCCUGCUGAGGAGGAGGAAGCAACCCGGGAAAAAUUGCUGGGGCUGAAAAACUCCGAAGAGUUCGCGGGGAGCCUGCGGCAAGCCUUGGUGGCUCUUGGCAGCGAGCCAGCAGAAGCCUUCAACGUAGCUUUGGAUCUUCCCUCCACAGAGGCACCAGAAUCGCCCAGUGACAACACAAUUAUCAUUGUUAUUGCAGCAGCGGCUGUACUACUGCUUAUGGUGGGUGCCAUCAUAGCCAAGGCUUGUAGUAAUUCAAAACGAGAUUCUGAUGGCCUGCUUCCGCAGAACAAGGAUAGCAACCAGUCGCUAAUGAAUGCUAAUGAAGAGGGUGUUUCUUCAACGUCGGCACGCGACCUGGAGAUAAGCUCCCUCGGCGUUGCUGGAGGCGCUGACAGCCUGAACCUCUUGGGCGCGGGUUCCUUCGAUGAGCGAGAACUCACGGAGCCGCCUUUACCGGCGCCUUCGAGUCCGCCCACCCAGAGCCAGGACACAGAGGUGCCAGCGCAAAGGGCAGCAGUGGAGCUGACGGAUGUUGAGCCGGAAGUUCUCCUGCGCCCAAGGCAGCGGAAGGAGGCAGCACCCACAGAGUGGGUUUUGGCUGAUCUCCAUUUAUCCCAGCAAGUGUGCCAGUCACUGAGCCCCAGCUACUGGACGGGCAGCUGGCACUGGACGGAAGCCCCGGAACUUCAGUGGAAGGUGCCUGUAUCAGCCAGCAAGGAGUAUAGCUUGAACUUCCAGAAGGGGGGCAAGAUAGUCGGCCACUGCUCUGACUCCGGAACCCAGUACAAAAUCACCUUCGGCACUCACAGAGAAGAUGGUGAGCUGAAAUGGCGUGAAGUGCCACAAGUCGCGUCAGCCAUGGCUUUUGAGUGCAAAGGACACUUGCGAGUUCGGCAGCCACGGGGAAACACAGGAGUCACCGGCACCUGCUACGAGGUCGUCGGCCUUUUCACCGCUGUUUCCACCUCCAUGUCUGCCAGAUACCUUGGAAGUGGGCGAUUCGCGAUUGUUGCGCGCACUGGCAUUGAGCCGACCUCUUAUGGCAACCCCGGCUACUACGCCGCCGAUUCUGUCUGA